Molecule: messenger RNA, 825 nt
Organism: Penicillium odoratum
Lineage: Eukaryota; Fungi; Ascomycota; Eurotiomycetes; Eurotiales; Aspergillaceae
Product: putative RNA binding protein
Exons: 4
Coding region: 1-825 (274 amino acids)
Biological process (GO): mRNA export from nucleus
Cellular component (GO): nucleus
Molecular function (GO): mRNA binding
Source: RefSeq, a predicted model, not a curated record
AUGGUGAUUUUCAGUGACUGGGUGCAUGACAAGUAUGAUGACGACAAAGAUACCCGUCCUCGCCGCGGUGGUCGUUCCCGUCGUUCAAACUCACCUGAGCGCGGUGGCUCUACUAUGACCAAGGUGCGCGUCGAUAACCUUCACUACGAUAUCACCGAGAGUGAUUUGGAGGAUCUUUUUGGCCAAAUUGGACCAGUUACCGAACUUACCCUCGUCUACGACCGCGCUGGACGCUCCGAAGGCGUGGCCCACGUCACAUACAAAUACCUCAAAGACGCUCACACGUCCAUCAAGGAGUUUGACGGCGCCAACGCAAAGGGCCACCCCAUCCGCCUGACCCUCAUUCCUGGGCGACGUGAACAACACAAGAGCCUCUUCGAUCGCGUGGAACGACCUGGACGGGAUGCUCGCAGUCUGAGCCCUGGAGGUGGUCGUGGCGAGCAAUCAGACCGACGCCGCGGUGGUCGUGUCCGUCGUAGCGAUGUUUCGAAGCCUGCCCCCGAGAAUAUCGACCGCUACAUCCCUGGAGAACGCGGUGACCGCUCUCCCCGCCGUAGCGGUGGUCGACGAGGUGGCCGUGAGAACCGGCCUCGCAACGAGCCGCGGAAUGAGAACGGAGGUCGUCGCACAGCGAAUGGUCGUCCCCGGAAGACACAGGAGGAAUUGGAUCAAGAGAUGGAGGAUUACUGGGGUGGAAAUGCUGGUACAGACAACGCCGAGAAGCCGGUCGGUCAAGAAGAGCAACAGACUGUUUCCGCUCCAAGCAGCACCCCGGCCGCUCCAGCUGCGACUGUGAACGACGACGACAUCGAUAUGAUUGAGUGA